AAAAAGUGAAAAAUUUAUAAAUAUAAAUUAAGUUUACAACUGUAAAAAAAUAAUAAAAUUGGUGAGAAAAAAGUAACUCGUUAACCAAAACUCCCGUUCGCAUUUCGUGUGCCAAAUGGCAUUAUGGCGGAUGAUCCAAAUCACACAUCGAGAUUGUUUCAAUAUCGCCAAGACCGUUCCAGAUUCGCCUGCAUUGUCUACACUCUGGCUGUGAUUUUUUUUGCGCUCUCGAUCUCGCAAUGGAUCUUAAUGAUCGCGCUUGAUGGAUUGCGUCAUUUCAUUACGGAUUUUUACUACGCUUCGGUAAUUGCGCUCCUGAUCAGCAUGCUGAUGGUGACGGCUUUUGUGUUCUUCGAAAAUCUACGCUUUGCAACGCCAAUUAAUUGGUUAAUCACCAUAAUUAUUGUAUUAAUGACCACCUGGGGCAUUUCGCGCGCUAUUGUCGAACCAUCUUUAGUACUCUUCGGAUUCACUGUACUCUUCGUGGCCGCUUUGUCUCUCAUCUUCAUAAUAAUUGGUGUCUUCAUACGGCACGAUUUAACGCUGGACGUGGUGAUACUAUUCGUAGCUGCCGUUAUAUUCUUCAUAACAUCGGUGUUCUUUGUGAUGUUGCAGCUUUUGGCUGGCGUUAAACUAGCUAUUUACAUAUAUACGGCAAUUAUAAUAAUAACGGUACUAAUGUUCCUCAUGUACCACGCACAAACCAUAAAUGGCUAUCGUUAUGCAGAAAUGCGUCUCAAUGAUUAUCUCUUGGCUGCGCUCAUUAUCUACCACGACAUGACGCUGCUGCUGAUCAUGUCCUUCUACUUGAUGGCGAAAAUAAUUUCACUGUUCGGCGGCAGUGGACUGCAUUUGUAUGGCGAAACUUGUUGUAAAAACAGCACGAACGCAACAAAUCGUUCCAUCGAUUUUGAGCCUUGGCCAAUUAAUCACACCACGGGCGAUAGUAAUGUAGCGCCAAUUUAUUUGUAAAUUAUAAAGGAAUUUUUUGUCUUUCUAAAAAUUUG
This is a messenger RNA of Ceratitis capitata (Mediterranean fruit fly), 1007 nucleotides long. RefSeq lists its product as uncharacterized. The transcript has 6 exons. Bases 124 to 972 code for a protein of 282 amino acids. Lineage: Eukaryota; Metazoa; Arthropoda; Insecta; Diptera; Tephritidae. The record is from RefSeq and is a predicted model, not a curated record.